AUAACAAAAGCGCAAUAAACUCUUAUAAAUAAGAGUAAAGUAAAAUCCGAUUCAUUGUACAUCCAGCUUUCGCAAUGAAGAUACAGUUCCUAGUUUUCAUUAUUUCAGUGUAUUUGGUGCACUCUAUCAAAGCCUGCAACACGGCUCAGGACCGUCAGACAUGUGCAAGAAUCACUCAACGGUGUAUAGCAACAGCAGCAAAUAGGCCUGUAUUAAACCCAGAAGACAGCUUGGGAGUUUUCAACACUCGAUGCCGAGCGACAGUCGGUGCCACCUGGCGCAAUGUUGUGCAUUGCAAUAUGGUGCGGGCGGUCUGUGAGCUAACCAUUAUAAGAUGCCAAAAAGUCACUUGCCGUACUGUUCAAGCCGUCCUUUAAUGGGAUUCGUGCAAGUAAAAGGUUAUCCGAAAAUACGAUUUUAUAAGCGUCAAGAAUGUUUGAUAUUUUUUAAUUUCGUGUAAUAAAUACAUUUUUUCACUU
Messenger RNA from Rhagoletis zephyria (snowberry fruit fly), 479 nucleotides. RefSeq lists its product as uncharacterized. The record is from RefSeq and is a predicted model, not a curated record. NCBI's taxonomy places the organism in Eukaryota, Metazoa, Arthropoda, Insecta, Diptera, Tephritidae.